AUGAAGGACUGCUCAGAUAUCGUCCUCUGUGUGGAGACGACAGAGCUGAGCAAGACUGAGUUCUGCAAUCCUGCUUUCGAGCCUGAAUCAGGGCCACCCUGCCCCCUCCCCGCCCUCCGGGAGGACGCCAACUGCAGCGUCCAAGCUCCCUGGCAUGGUCGGCAUCCCCGACGGCUGCAGCCGGACUGCCGCUUCUCCUGGCUGUGUGUCCUUCUGCUGGCCGGCCUGCUGCUCCUGCUGCUCGGGCUGCUGGUGGCCAUCAUCCUGGCCCAAUUGCAGGCUACAGCCCCACCCGGGGCCACCUACCAUCCACUGCCUUCCCGAGGCCUUGCCACCAUUGACACCACCCCUGCCACCUCCACCACCACCUCCCAGGCAACUGGGACCCCUAGAGGGCAACCGGAGGUAGGAGUGAGCCUCGCACCCCACUCAGCCUGUGGGGGCCUCCUUCCUGGCCCAAGGGGCUUCUUCAGCAGCCCCAACUACCCAGACCCUUACCCACCCAACGCCCACUGCGUGUGGCAUAUCCAGGUGGCCACAGACCAUGCAAUACAGCUCAAGAUCGAAACGCUCAGCACGGAGAGUGUGGCCUCUUGUCUUUUCGAUCGCUUGGAAAUCUCUCCUGAGCCGGAAGGCCCCCUCCUCAGAGUAUGUGGGAGGGUGCCUCCCCCCACACUCAACACCAAUGCCAGCCGCCUCCGGGUGGCCUUCGUCUCUGACAGCAGUGUGGAAGGAUCUGGCUUCCAUGCCUGGUACCAGGCUGUGGCCCCUGGACACGGGAGCUGUGCCCACGAGGAGUUCCCCUGUGACCAGUUCGUCUGCUUGCUGCGUGACUCGGUGUGUGACGGCUUUGCCAACUGUGCUGAUGGCAGUGAUGAGACCAACUGCAGUGCCAAGUCUUCAGGGUGUGGGGGGAACCUGACUGGGCUUGAGGGCACUUUCUCUGCUCCCAGCUACCUGCAGCAGUACCCUCACCAACAGCUUUGCACCUGGCAUAUCUCGGUGCCUGCUGGACAUGGCAUCGAACUGCUCUUCCACAACUUCAGCCUGGAAGCUCAGGACGAGUGCAAGUCUGACUACGUGGAGGUGUACGAGGCCCGCAGCUCAGGGGCCCUCAGUCUCCUGGACAGGUUCUGCGGAGCAGAGCCGCCCCCGCGUCUCGUCUCCUCGCACCACCAGCUGGCAGUGCUCUUUAGGACAGACCAUGGCUUCAGCGUUGGGGGCUUCUCAGCCACCUAUCGGGCCCUCAAUGCCACAGAGAGCCCCUGUAGGCCCGGAGAGUUCCCCUGCCAGGAUGGAGGGUGUAAGAGUCUGCAGUGGAUGUGCAGCACGUGGCCAGACUGCGCCGGUGACAACUGCAGCAGCCCCUUGUUCCCAACCCCAGAGCUGGCCUGUGAGCCUGUCCAGGUGGAGAUGUGCGUCGGUCUGAGCUACAACACCACGGCCUUCCCUAACAUCUGGGUGGGCAUGACCACCCAGGAAGAGGUGGUGGAGGUCCUCAGAGGUUACAAGAGCCUGACAAGCCUGCCCUGCUACCAGAAUUUCCGGAGGCUCCUUUGCGGGCUGCUGGUGCCCCACUGCACCCCACUAGGCAGCGUCCUUCCCCCUUGCCGCUCUGUCUGCCAGGAGGCAGAGCGCCAGUGCCAGUCUGGCCUGGCGCUACUGGGCACCCCCUGGCCCUUCAACUGCAACAGGCUGCCUGAGGCAGCUGGCCUGGAGGCUUGUGCCCAGCCCUGA
Molecule: messenger RNA, 1737 nt
Organism: Dama dama (fallow deer)
Lineage: Eukaryota; Metazoa; Chordata; Mammalia; Artiodactyla; Cervidae
Gene: MFRP
Product: membrane frizzled-related protein
Exons: 13
Coding region: 1-1737 (578 amino acids)
Molecular function (GO): protein binding
Source: RefSeq, a predicted model, not a curated record